AUGUUUUCUCGUUGCGCGAAAAAUGUUCAUCUCUUUUUUAUUUUCUACUGGUUGACAUGGAUAGCUAAUCUCUUGGUUGGUGUUCCGUAUGCUUGCUUUCUCAUCGCCGGAAGCAUCACGGUUUUUUUACUGUACCCCGACAUUUCUGACGAAGGUAUACUCUCAUUUCACGGCGAAAUUUGGGUUUACUACCUGCUCGGAAUUAUAAUCAUGAUUCUCGGAAUAUGUUUGCUGAUUAAUUUCAUUUAUGCUCUGAUUUUAUGCCCUCGAUACUGUUGCUCGAAACGAAAAAACACCGUCAAACCUCUGGAAGAAAAAAAUUAA
Oikopleura dioica is the source of this 324-nucleotide messenger RNA. Lineage: Eukaryota; Metazoa; Chordata; Appendicularia; Copelata; Oikopleuridae. The record is from the annotation of a GenBank genome assembly.